GGCCACGCCCCCGCACGGGCCCGCGGAGGGCCGGGACGGCGGGACUUGGCGCGGUGGGGAGCUGCGGGACCGCGCGAGGGUGGGCUCCGCGCGCCGCUUGCCUCCGGAAGCCUAGGCUCAGCCCUGAAUCGCCCGAGCCGGCCCAGAGUCUCUGGACGAAGGUGGAACGACUGACGUGGGCGCGUCUCGGUGGCUGUGGGCCGGUUUGGCCGGGCCGUGGAGAGCCCAGCGUUCCUCCUUGGAGCCCCCUUCUCCCACAAAACUUUACCCGAAGUGAGAGAGGGUGGACGCCAGUUCACCAGUGCUUUAGGGCGUCUCAGAAUAAUGCUAUAAUAAACAUUCUUCUACCUGGAUCUUAAUGCAAAGAUAUUGGCGUUUCCAAGACACCAAGAUACAAGAUAUAUGCUUUGGAGCCCUAGGAGAAUUGUGGAUUCAAAGACCUGUAAUGGCCAGAUACUACAGCGAAGUUCAAAGUUUGCAGCAGGAUGAUUCAGUUAUAGAAGGAGUAAGCGACCAAGUACUUGUGGCAGUGGUGGUCAGCUUCGCUUUGAUCGCCUCUCUCCUGUAUGCACUUCUCAGAAAUGUACAGCAGAACAUUCAUCCAGAAAACCAAGAGCUAGUCAGGGUGCUUCGAGAACAACUUCAAACAGAGCAGGAUGUCCCUGCUCCUGCUCGACAGCAGUUCUACACUGAGAUGUACUGUCCAAUCUGCUUACACCAAGCCUCCUUUCCUGUCGAAACAAACUGUGGACAUCUCUUUUGUGGUUCCUGCAUAAUUGCAUACUGGCGAUACGGGUCUUGGCUUGGCGCAAUCAGUUGUCCUAUCUGUAGACAAACGGUAACUCUACUCCUCACAGUGUUUGGUGAAGAUGAUCAAUCUCAGGAUGUUGUAAGAUUGCGUCAAGAUGUGAAUGAUUAUAACCGGAGAUUCUCAGGGCAGCCUAGAUCUAUUAUGGAAAGAAUCAUGGAUCUCCCUACCUUGCUGAGACAUGCAUUCAGGGAAGUGUUUUCAGUCGGGGGUCUCUUCUGGAUGUUCCGCAUUAGGAUAAUGCUUUGUUUGAUGGGGGCUUUUUUCUAUCUAAUAUCCCCUCUAGAUUUUGUACCUGAAGCCUUGUUUGGAAUUCUGGGCUUUCUAGAUGACUUCUUUGUUAUCUUCCUGUUGCUUAUUUACAUCUCCAUUAUGUAUCGAGAAGUGAUAACCCAAAGACUAACCAGAUGAGAGAAAUUAGUUUACUAGAGUAUUGGAGCUUAUAUAAAAAUCAAACAAAAGGAUCCAUGGCCGUAUCGAUCACCCAGAUAUUAUUUUACAUGCCUAAAACACUUGGUUAUCAUUUGACAAAUGCCUAAGAAUAUACAACUGGAACAUUUACAUACUACA
Molecule: messenger RNA, 1378 nt
Organism: Rattus rattus (black rat)
Lineage: Eukaryota; Metazoa; Chordata; Mammalia; Rodentia; Muridae
Gene: Rnf170
Product: ring finger protein 170
Exons: 8
Coding region: 359-1219 (286 amino acids)
Molecular function (GO): ubiquitin protein ligase activity
Source: RefSeq, a predicted model, not a curated record